AACGCGCCCUUUCUGUUCCAUUUCAAACACUAUGCAAUAAAGUAGGAUUCUAACACUGCAGUAUGUCAUUUUCUUAUAGAUUCCCACACCCAAAAACCUUUCUCUAAUAAAACCCACCGCCAACCGACCACACAACUCAAAUAUCUCUCGAUGGAAUUCGACGAAGAGGAAGACCCAGUCGCCCUCUUCAUGUCUCUCGAUGAUUGGCAGGACUGCUCUUCUCAAUCCUCCACCGAAACUUUCAUGGUCGGCUUCGUUAUCGCCAAUAUAGUGGGUCUCCGUUACUAUUCCGGCACAAUCACUGGCCGUGAAUUAGUGGGUUUGGUCCGAGAACCUCUAAAUGUUCAUGAUCAGAACGCUAUCAAAGUCCUAAAUACAAGAUCGCUUCAGGUGGGUCACAUUGAAAGGUCAGUUGCUUCUGUUUUAUCUCCUUUAAUCGACUCUCGUAAAAUUACAGUUGAAGGUAUCGUGGCGAAUUCGCGAAGUAGUGGCAAUAAGUUUAAAAUCCCUUGUCAAAUUCAUAUUUUUGCGAAGUUUGAGGAUUUUGAGAGUGUAAAAUCUGUCAUUUCGCGCGGAGGGUUGGUUUUAAUUUCAGAAAUGGACCCAAGUUUUGGGUUAUCAGAGGCUAUGGUGGUUAAAGAAAAGAAUAGGAAAAGCGGACUUAAAAGUUUGGAUGAAAUAUUUAAGUUAGUUGACGACAAUGUGAAUAAGAAAGGGAAACUUGGGGCUCUAAAGCCACCCAAAGAGGUGAUUAAGUCUAAUCUUUUUGUGCACCAAAAAGAGGGAUUAUGGUGGUUGAUGAAUAGAGAGAAUUCUGGAGAGUUACCUCCCUUUUGGGAGGAGAAAGAUGGGGAAUUUAUGAACGUUUUGACGAAUUAUCAUACAGAUAAGAGGCCCCAGCCAUUGCGUGGUGGAAUUCUUGCAGAUGACAUGGGUUUGGGCAAGACUUUAACUUUACUUUCUUUGAUUGCUUUUGAUAAAGUUGAUACUAGUGCCACUUUAUGUAGAGACAAUGUUGGAGAACAUAUCUGCGAGUUGGAUGAUGAAUCAACUGUUUUGAGUGCUAAGAAGGCUAAGAGGGGUAGGCCGAGCACAAAGGCACCUCUAGGGCAAAAAAAACAUAAAACUGAAAAAGGCCUUUUUGAUAGCAAUGUAAAGGGGAAAUCUGUCUGUGUAACUGAUAAGUCUUCUAGUGUUUUGGGUGUAAAGACUACAUUAAUUGUAUGCCCUCCUGCUGUAUUUUCAACAUGGAUAACACAACUAGAGGAGCACACUCAACGUGGAUCAUUCAAGGUGUACAUGUAUUAUGGAGAAAGAACUAAAGAAGUUGAGGAGCUUAAGAAGCAUGAUAUAGUGUUGACGACAUAUAGUACUUUAGCUAGUGAAGACUCUUGGGAAGACUCCCCUGUGAAGAUGAUUGAGUGGUGGAGAGUUAUUUUGGAUGAGGCUCAUGUCAUUAAGAAUGUGAAUGCUCAACAGACUCAAGCAGUUACUAAUUUGAAGGCUAAGAGGAGAUGGGUCGUUACAGGAACACCCAUACAGAAUGGAUCCUUUGAUUUGUUCUCCUUGAUGGCAUUUUUGCGGUUUGAGCCAUUUUCCAUCAAGAACUAUUGGCAAAGCUUGGUACAGCGCCCACUUGCACAUGGGGAUAAGAAGGGGCUCUCACGAUUGCAGGUUUUAAUGGCAACUAUUUCUUUGCGGAGAACAAAGGACAAGAGUUUAGUUGGAUUGCCAUCUAAAACUGUUGAGACAUGCUACAUAGAACUUGUUGGAGAAGAACGGGAAUUGUAUGACCAGAUGGAAGCAGAAGCCAAGGGUGUUCUUCAAGGCUUCAUUAAUGCUGGUAGUUUAACGUGCAACUAUUCAACUGUACUGUGCAUAAUUUUACGACUUCGCCAGAUAUGUAAUCAUCUGGCAUUAUGUCCUUCAGAUCUGAGAUCACUACUUCCUUCUAACAGUAUUGAAGAUGUAUCCAAUAACCCUGAGUUGCUCAAAAAGGUGGUUGCUGUGCUACAAGAUGGUGAAGAUUUUGACUGUCCAAUCUGCAUUUCUCCGCCAACUGAUGCUGUAAUCACACGCUGUGCUCACAUCUUUUGCCGAGCGUGCAUCUUGAAAACCCUACAGCGCACAAAGCCCAGCUGCCCACUCUGUCGUCGUUCUCUAUCGACAUCUGACCUGUUCUCAGCUCCUCCUGAAUCAUCUCAAACCGAAAACAUUGAAAUAUCUUCUUCAGGAACACAUUCAAAGGUCUCUGCUCUCAUGAGGCUGCUCAUAGAAGCAAGAGGUGAAGAUCCAACUGCGAAGUCAGUAAUAUUUUCGCAAUUCCAAAGGAUGCUGAUAUUACUCGAGGAGCCACUAAAAGAAGCUGGUUUCAAGAUCUUGCGGUUGGACGGGUCAAUGAAUGCAAAAAAGAGAGCUCAAGUAAUAAAAGAAUUUGGGGUUCCUGGACCUGAUGGUCCCACUGUUCUGCUUGCAAGUCUUAAGGCUUCAGGAGCUGGUAUAAACCUUGCAGUUGCUUCUAAAGUCUAUUUGUUUGAACCAUGGUGGAAUCCAGCAGUUGAGGAACAAGCAAUGGACCGUGUCCACAGGAUUGGACAAAAGCAGAAUGUGACAGUUGUGAGGUUGAUAGCUCGAAACAGCAUUGAGGAAAGGAUACUAGAGAUGCAAGAAAGGAAGAAGAAACUGGCAAGGGAAGCUUUUGGAAAGCGGGGAGCAAAAGCGCGAGAGGUUAGUGUAGACGACCUUCGUGCACUCAUGUCCUUAUGAGUGACAACACAAAUAUGUGCACAUACUGGUUCUUUUGAAAACUUAAAUGCCUUAUACUGGUGUAUAUCUGUAUCAUUUUGAAGGCGUUUUUUGAGUCGAGCACCUAUUGCCAUAGCAGUCAAAUAGAAUAGGAUGCUAAUACACAUUUCACUGAUGCUAAUGUAAUUAGUAACCGGGGGAAGAUACGGUCAGUGUAUGGAAGACUCGAUUUCAGUUCGAAUCUAACUGCUGUUUCAUUCAUUUUUCUGAAA
Messenger RNA from Jatropha curcas, 3017 nucleotides. RefSeq names its product DNA/RNA helicase protein. Gene Ontology annotation, cellular component: nucleus. Lineage: Eukaryota; Viridiplantae; Streptophyta; Magnoliopsida; Malpighiales; Euphorbiaceae. The record is from RefSeq and is a predicted model, not a curated record. Gene Ontology annotation, biological process: DNA repair. Gene Ontology annotation, molecular function: nucleic acid binding; zinc ion binding; ATP binding.